GAAACGGAAGCGGCGUGGAGUGUCAAAUUGAAAAUAGAAAUGGCGGGGUGUGUAAGAUCUUAGCGCUGUAACUGUGAAAAUGUAACGACUGGCAAACUGUGUGAUGCCGAAGGUUAGGGAGAAGAUUUCCAAAACGCAAGAUAAUGGUAUCGCAAAGCAACAAAGAGUAUUAAGCCAGUUAAAGCUAACAAGCCACUUUUUGUUUAGUAACGUCGGGAGUUCCCUCCCGUUAGCUAAAAUUAGCUUCCAGUGGACCGUUUUUUCCUUUUUAUCCACUGCCAACGUUGCAUUAAGUUAUCGCCGACACUAAGGUUGUAAUUUUAACUGUGCCUAGUAAACUGAAACAAACUUAAUUUAAACUGACUUCCACAGGUGUUACUUAUUUUGGUCUGUUUUUGAGUCGCCAAAUAACAUAAAUGAAUAGCAGUUAAAUAGAUAACUUUACGGUUACGUCCGUCAUCGGCCUACCUGCUACAUCGCUGGGUGUUGGAUAUCCAUUGAAACCAGAGACCAUGUCUGUCAAUGGGAAAGUCAUCCCACACACCCCGCUGGCCGUAGACUUCUGGCAGGUGCGGAAGUGUCCAGGCACCCGGCUGUUUUUCUUGUCCCAUAUGCACAGCGACCACACGGUGGGUUUGACCUCCACCUGGUGCAACCGGCCGAUCUACUGCUCACCAACCACUGCUACACUGCUCAGACUAAAGCUGCAGGUGAAAGAACAGUGGAUCCAUCCAUUAGAGGUGGGUGAGCCACACCUGCUUCCGCUGGAUGACAUCGGCAAGGAGAGGCUGACAGUCACCCUGAUAGAUGCCAACCACUGUCCUGGGGCUGUCAUGUUUCUCUUCGAAGGCUACUUUGGCUCUAUACUGUACACUGGUGACUUCAGAUAUACUCCCACAAUGCUGCGUGAGCCGUGCCUGAGGACAAACACCACUAUAGAUGUCCUGUACCUGGACAACACCAACUGUGACCCCAACCGCACCCUCCCCUCCAGACAGCGAGCCACUCAACAAAUCAAAGAGAUCGUCCGCAGCCACCCCAAUCACGAUGUUGUCAUAGGUCUGUAUGCACUGGGAAAGGAGUCCCUGCUAUUGGAGCUGGCAAUGGAGUUUAAAACCUGGAUCGAGGUGAGCUUUGAGAGGAUGGAGACCCUCAAAGCACUGGAGCUGCCUGACGUUUUCACCACUGACCCGGGAGCCGGUCGUAUCCGAGCCGUGGAGCAGUCAGAGAUCCGUUCUGCCACUUUGCACGAGUGGAACAAAGAACAACCCACUCUGGCCAUCUUGCCCACCAGCAGGCCCCUGGUCUCCUUCCACCCCAAUGUCCAUGUGGUGCCCUACUCAGACCACUCCUCUUAUCAAGAGCUGGAGGAUUUUGUCUCUGCGCUUAAACCUACCUCCCUUGUACCCAUUGUAGGAAACUAUGUACCUGGAAGUCUCUCUGCCUUACUGCCCAGCAAAAAGCGCCAUGAAAUCCUGGUGCCUGAGUCAGUCCAACACUACAUGUUUGGACAGCCUGAGGGCCGCCUCAGCUCAUCAGCAUACACCAGCCUUCACCGUAGACGCUUCCGACCUCUUGCUCCCAAAGGGGUGGUAUUUGAGUCUCCUGCAAAGAGAUCCAGGAGGUCAUGCAAAGAUGUCUGGGGAGCAGAAUGCCCGCAGCAGGAUGCUUCUGAGGAAGAAAUGGACACAGAAAGUAGUGAAAAGGACUCUGACUGUAUCCUUAUUGACAUCAGCAAGAGACUCACCCCAAACAAAAACAGAGGAGGGGCAGGAGACAUUUGGAGUCUCAACAUUGUCCAGACAGUCUCUGAAGACAUGAUGAUGGCAGAGUCAGUGCCACUCAGUCAGCUCACCCAGAGUAACUUUGCUCCUGUGGAGAUUCGGACAAACACCAAGGCCUGCUUAAAGCCUGUCAGGACCAUGAGAAGGCCUUUUGAUACUAACGCCAAAAUAAUCAACAAGACAGCAUCAAGUCAAAAUUACAGUAGUCAACACAGCAGACAUGGAAAUGUUGAGAAGAACCACACGCUGUCAGACGACGAUAGCCUGAGUCAGCACAGUGGACAUGGAAUCGAUUGGGAAGACGACAUAACGUCAAAUGACAAUAACAUGAGUCAGCACAACGAACAUGAAAAUGAUCAGGACAACAGUAUGACAUUAUUGCAGAACAGCCCCGAUAACAAUUCCUGCAGUUCAUCUAGCUCCUUGAAUGACCUGCGGGAGGAGUGUCUAGAGGAGCUUGAAAACAGAUUUUUAAAGAGUCCCCUCUUCACAGAGGAGGACAUUAAGACCUGGGGCCUCCUGCAGCAGAGCUUUGUGCAACAGUUCCCCCUCUGUCCACUAUAUGAUGCAAAAGAGGACGACAUCUCAGGCAAAUAAUGUGACCUGACAUUUAAGUUUUUGCCUUGCUUUUGAGGACUUUUAGAGUUUUUUGUGUGUUAACAUAAGCACUUUAAAGCCACGGCACUAUUUUCUGUGCUCUGCCCUUGGUAACGUUCUACUUUGUAUAAUCUUCUUUGUGAUGCAUCCAUUUUGUGUGGGUGGCAUGGAGUUUAGAAAAGCAGACUUCUAAUCAAAAGUCACAAGUUGGUCCCUGGACCGGACCUGUAGAUGAUGGUGAUGAACGUGGAAGUGUAAGUCAGGGCAGCUUUCGGUGGUUAAAAUAAAUCAUCCUCAUUUCUCAUUUGAAAAAACAAAACAAAAAAUGGUCUUCCUUGUUAUGGUGGAAAAAACUAAUCAGAGACCUUUAUGGACUGGUAUAUUAAUGUAUACAAUGGACCAGGCUGAGUCACAGCUUACAGUAGUCAGUAACUGAUGUUUGGAAAGUCACAUUUUCACAAUAUAGAUAAGUAAGCGUAUUUCUGUUUUGUUUUUUCUUUUUCUUUUUUUCGCCCUGAGAACCAGCUGUUUUGAAACUCUGGUCAUUUUUUCGUUCUUAGUUUUUGAGCAGUUGAAAAUGAGAGUCAGGGGGUGUUGUAGUGCUUUGAAAUAUAAGUGGAUGGAGAUGUUUUUGCUGCUGCACAGAACUAUGAGUUAUGAGCCAAAAUCUGAAUUCAGUUUUAGCCUAAAAGCUAAUACGAAGUGAGAAAAAUGUCUUUCCCAUAUGCCAGCAGAGCCUUUUUCAGUUAAACUUUAAUUUUUAUAUUUUUACUCUGUGUGAAUAAGGCCCUGUUUGAGUAAGUUUGGUUCGGUUUUGGUAUCAUCUGUAUUUUGCAGUUUUGAGUCAAGAGGAGGUUGCUGCACUGGUACUUUUUAAUGAAAAAAACAAACCAAUGCUUCUUGUGAUUGUCUUUGUAACUGUACGCCUUUCUGAGUUUUGAGUUUAGCAGCUAUGGCAUAGUUCUUUUCUUUGUUAGUCCACCACUGAAGAAAAAGUAGUGUGAAACAAUUCCAAAAAAACCUUCAGCCUGACUUUUUUUUUUUUUUUUUUUUUCUUUCAAGGAACUGGUCAUUAUUCAAAAAUGUGAGUAUAAUUGUAUAACACGUGAUGUGUGUUUCAUAGUGUUUUUUGUUCCUCAUGACCACCUUUGCCAACUCCAAAAAGUAGCUGCUGUUAUCCUUUUUACACAUUUUGCUUAGAGGUGACAUAAACCAGCGGUGUGCAGCUCAGCUGCCGUCUGGGAAUAUAAUACAUCACUGGCGGUGUUAAUCCCAAAUCUUAUCUGUUGGACAACAGUACUCUAUAAAUCUCAUUGACCUUUUAACACUUACGAAGCCACACUUUGCCUUUAUGUUUGGGAAAAAAAAUUAUACUUUUGGCUUUAAUAGGCUCUAAUAGGAAAAUGUGUGUUUAACGUGAUGCAUUACUACAUACUGUAUUUGCCUUUAUGUUUCAUAUUCAUGAACAAAGCAGCAUUGUCUUCAUGAUAAAGGAAAAUGUCUCCCCAGAAAGAUUAAUGUAUUGUGAAGUAAGAGAAAAAGCAAACUGUAAUACAUGUAACUGUGUUGAAUGCAGGCUCCUUAUGUGCCAAUUGAUUCCGUAGUAAAUUACAGAUUAUUUGCAAUUUAAUGUGCUUUGGUGACCCUUUCAAAUUUCCACGUUUAAGCCUGAUAACUAAAGACCUGUAGCACAGAGACUUGUUUUUAGCAGCUACUGUACAUGUAAGCAAAGGAAUCACAGCUUUUUCCUGCUGCAGUGUUGUUAUCUUUCGUAAGAUGGCAGUAGCUUGUUAAAAAAUGUCAGCAGGAGCUUUUACUCUGAGUCUUGCAUCUUAUUUAAAUAGGCGUUUAGGUUUUUCCAGCAUGUCUCAUUUUUGUAAAACAAACAAAUAAAUAAAUAAAAUCGUGUAUAUUUGGUAGCUAAUAGCAUGCUGAGCAGUAAUGGCUCGGCUCUCAACUAAAUCCC
Molecule: messenger RNA, 4347 nt
Organism: Xiphias gladius (swordfish)
Lineage: Eukaryota; Metazoa; Chordata; Actinopteri; Istiophoriformes; Xiphiidae
Gene: dclre1b
Product: DNA cross-link repair 1B
Exons: 4
Coding region: 513-2381 (622 amino acids)
Biological process (GO): protection from non-homologous end joining at telomere; double-strand break repair via nonhomologous end joining; interstrand cross-link repair
Molecular function (GO): damaged DNA binding; 5'-3' DNA exonuclease activity
Source: RefSeq, a predicted model, not a curated record